UUUUUCUCUUGUGAAAUGACAGAUACUUUAGAUGAAUACUUUGAAUAUGAAGCUGAGGAAUUCCUGGUCUCCUUGGCUUUAUUGAUUACUGAAGGUCGAACACCAGAAUUUUCUGUAAAGGGUAGAACAGAGGGUUUCCAUUGCCCUCCAGCACAGUCAAGUCAGCCACUAACAUCUAAGCAUGAGUGCACCGACAAAUUGGCCCAGUGUCGUCAAGCCAGACGAACCAGGUCUGAGGUUAUGCUACUGUGGAAAAACAAUAUUCCUAUCAUGAUAGAAGUGAUGCUACUUCCAGACUGUUGCUAUAGUGAUGAAGGGCCCACCACAGAAGGAAGUGAUUUAAAUGAUCCUGCAAUCAAACAAGAUGCAUUGCUGUUAGAAAGGUGGAUUUUGGAGCCAGUUCCCCGACAAAGUGGAGAUCGCUUUAUUGAAGAGAAGACCCUCUUAUUGGCUGUCCGCUCUUUUGUUUUCUUUUCUCAAUUGAGCGCUUGGCUGAGUGUUUCACAUGGUGCUGUUCCUCGUAAUAUUCUGUACAGAGUAAGUGCUGCAGAUGUGGACCUGCAAUGGACUUUUUCCCAGACACCAACUGAACAUGUGUUUCCUGUUCCUAAUGUUUCUCACAAUGUGGCCUUGAAAGUCAGUGUCCAGUCCUUGCCUAGACAAUCUAACUAUCCGGUUUUGACCUGUAGUAUUCACACCAGCCUGGGCUUUUAUGAAAAGGGAAUACAAGAACAUAAUGUACAUCAGCACUGUGAUUCCAUUGAGAGAGAGCAGCGCAGUGUGUCCAGUUCACAGCGUUCAUGUGGAAAACAAACAUGGACAUUGAUACCUGAAGGCUUGCUUAAUGCAAAAAUAUCCCCUGAAUUUACUACAUCGGUGAGAAACGUAAAACUUUAUCCAGCAACUGGUCUUGGGUCUGCCUUUGGGACAUCACAGUCUAAAGUUCAGUGCUAUAAUGCUAUGGGGGACAAUAAGACACAGCCACAUGAAACAUCAGUCAGAACUUUUAAAUCCUUUUCUUUGGUUGAUCCCCAAGUUUCAAAUAGUCACUGUUCCCGUCAGCCCAUAGGAGAGACUAAUCCUUUGAUAGGUUCUUUACUUCAGGAGCGACAGGAAGUUAUAGCAAGAAUUGCUCAGCACUUGAUUCACUGUGAUCCAUCUACUUCACGUGUUACUGGAUGUCCAUUCAACAUGCAUGAAACCAGUUCAGUUACUUCAAAAGUUUUUUGGAAUAUGUAUGAAGAUGAAGGCUUGCUGAAAAAAGGCAAGGAAACAUCCUCUGUUUCUACUGCUAACACAGAUAUUAUGUUAUCAGAAGACUGCAGUGAAGACCAGACAAGAGCAAUACCAGAGAUCCCAUUGGUUGAUUCCCAUGUUCCUAUGAACCACUGUUCUCGUCAGUCCAUAGGAGAGACUAAUCCUUUAAUAGGUUCUUUACUUCUGGAGCGACAGGAGGUUAUAGCAAGGAUUGCCCAACACUUGAUUCACUGUGAUCCAGCUACUUCACACAUUACUGGGCGUCCACUCAAUGUACAUGAAAGCAGUUCAAUCACUUCAAAAGUUUUUCAAAGUUCACAUGAAGAUGAAAACUUGUUGAAGAAAGGCAAGGAAACGUCCUCUAUUUCUUUCUCUAAGUCUGACAUUACCUUAAAGGACAGCAGUAAAAUAAAGACCAGAACACCUGAUACCCCUCUGACAUCUUGUAGACUUGAUGGUGAAUUGAAGGCUUCUCCAAAGCCCCAAGCAAGAAGAAAACUUAUUCUAGCAAAACCCAGUGAAGUUGUCCAAAACACAUUUCAGCAGACUCCAACUAAAACUACCAAUUCGUUUACUAGCAUAAAUAUAUCAUGUAGCAAAGAAAAUAAAUCUGAACUGCCAGAUAAACUGGAAACAAUACUUUCUGGUUGUCCACAUAAAGACCAAAUGACCAACAAAGGCAUUGGUAAACAGUGUUCAAAUUUCAAUACCACUGAUGAACAGAUUUGCAAAAAUAAACUUAAAGAAAGAACAAUCACGAGUGAGAAUAGUCAUGGAGACUGUUUAAUCAAUCCACAGUUAGAUAAAUCCAAAAUACUUGAAGGUACAAAAAAAGCGACACUAAUGCAGGCAUCUAAUAUUUUGCACAAAAAUGAGUUUAAGUGUUUAGGUAAAGAUUCAAAAAAACCAAAUAUAUGUGAGCAAAAUACCCAACUUGUUAGUAUUGAAAAUUAUUUAAAUAAAGAUCAUGACAAUUUCAAAUGCAAAAAUAAGCAAGAUAAACUGAAAACUGCACAUGAUGAGAAUGAAGACCCAAUUGACUAUGAAUUUCAAAGCAAUUCCCAGAAGAAAUCUGUAGACGACUAUUUGGCUAGGUGUGAACGACUGAAGAAUGCAGAUAUGCUGAGAAUACCACCACUCAAGCAUUCAAGUAUAUGGCGGAAACACAAUUUUCACUCUAUGGAUGGGACUGUAACCAAGGCUUUCCAUCCUCGAACUGGAUUGCCUCUACUUUCAAGUCCUGUUCCUCAGAGAAAAACACAAUCUGGGUGCUUUGAUCUGGACUCAUCUUUGCUGCGAUUGAAAUGUUUGUCUACAAGAAGUCCACAGCAAUGCAUAAACACAGACAGUGACCCAGAAGGCCAUGGGAAACCAUUUCUGAGUUCCAGUGCUCCACCCAUAACAAGUCUUAGCCUUCUAGGAAACUUUGAGGAGUCUGUCUUGAACUAUCGUUUAGAUCCUCUAGGCAUUGUUGAUGGCUUCACUGCUGAGGUGGGAGCAAGUGGAGUCUUCUGCCCCACCCACAUGACUCUUCCAGUCGAAGUGUCAUUCUACAGUGUUUCAGAUGAUAAUGCACCCUCUCCCUAUAUG
Trachemys scripta elegans is the source of this 2847-nucleotide messenger RNA. RefSeq names its product family with sequence similarity 214 member A (gene ATOSA). Lineage: Eukaryota; Metazoa; Chordata; Testudines; Emydidae. The record is from RefSeq and is a predicted model, not a curated record.